This is a messenger RNA of Lathyrus sativus (Indian pea), 1761 nucleotides long. Lineage: Eukaryota; Viridiplantae; Streptophyta; Magnoliopsida; Fabales; Fabaceae. The record is from the annotation of a GenBank genome assembly.
AUGGAUCAUCACGCCCACGGACACAACCCUCCUUCUGAACCCGCCACUCCUACCACCCCAAGACCCACCCUCUUCCUCUCCGCUUCCGGCAAGGCUCUUGUCGUUUCCAACUCCAACAAAAAUCUCAUAAUUUCCAAUUCUGGAAAACGCCUCGAUAACGUUAGUAGCAAGAAAAAAUAUGUCAAACAGGUCACCGGUCGUCACAAUGACACCGAGCUUCACCUCGCCGCUCAACGCGGCGAUGCCUCCGCCGUUAGGCAAAUUCUCGCCGAGAUUGAUGAUCAAAUGACCGGAACCCUAAGUGGAGCCGAGUUUGAUGCUGAGGUUGCGGAUAUAAGGUCUGCUAUCGUCAAUGAGGUCAAUGAGUUGGGUGAAACCGCUCUGUUCACCGCCGCUGAUAAAGGUCAGUUCGAUAUCGUCAAGGAGCUUCUUCCUUAUACCACCGGAGAGGCGCUUUCUUUCAAAAAUCGCUCUGGCUUUGAUGCCUUGCACAUUGCAGCAAACCAAGGUUACAAAGAUAUUGUGCAGUUGCUGCUAGACCAUGAUCCUGGGCUAAUCAAGACAGUUGCACAGUCAAAUGCAACUCCUCUUAUAUCUGCGGCUACAAGAGGGUAUGCAGAUGUUGUUGAACUUCUACUAUCAUGUGAUCCUAGUCAGUUGGAGAUAGCUAGAUCCAAUGGAAAGAAUGCACUCCAUUUAGCUGCGCGUCAAGGUUAUGUUGAUGUCGUCAAGAUUUUGCUAGGGAAGGACCCGCAGCUUGCUCGAAGGACUGAUAAGAAAGGACAAACUCCACUUCAUAUGGCUGUCAAAGGGGUUAACUGUGAAGUGGUGAAGUUGCUUCUCGCUGCUGAUGCUGCAAGUGUCAUGCUUCCUGACAAGUUUGGCAACACUGCAUUGCAUGUAGCCACCAGGAAGAAGAGGGUAGAGAUAGUGAGUGAGUUGUUGCUUCUUCCUGACACAAAUGUGAAUGCCCUCACAAGAGAGAACAAAACAGCUCUUGAUUUUGCAGAAGCACUUCCAAUAUCCGAGGAAAUUUUGGAGAUCAAGGAUUCCCUUAUUCGUUAUGGUGCAGUUAAAGCCAAUGAUCUCAACCAGCCAAGGGAUGAGUUAAGGAAAACCAUGACACAGAUUAAGAAGGACGUUUCUUUGCAGCUUGAACAAACUCGAAAAACAAACAAAAAUGUGAGUGGUAUUGCCAAGGAAUUACGCAAGUUGCACAGAGCAGGAAUCAACAAUGCCACCAACUCUGUAACUGUGGUUUCUGUGCUAUUUGCAACAGUUGCAUUUGCGGCACUUUUCACGGUCCCCGGCGGGGAUGAUUCUCAUGGGAUGGCUGUGAUGGUGCACACUGCAUCUUUCCAGACCUUUUUCCUCUCUAAUGCCAUUGCACUUUUCACUUCAUUGGCCGUGGUUGUGGUUCAAAUAACAGUUGUUAGAGGGGAAAUAAAGUCCGAGAGGAGGGUUGUGGAGGUGAUCAAUAAACUGAUGUGGUUAGCCUCUGUCGGCACCUCAGUUUCCUUCGUUGCAGCAUCUUAUAUAGUAGUUGGUCGGCGCAGCCAAUGGGCAGCAAUCCUUGUCACUGUUGUAGGGGCAAUUGUAAUGGGUAGUGUUCUUGGUGCAAUGACAUACUAUGUUGUCAAAUCCAAACGUUAUCGAAGAGUGAAGAAGAAAGAGAAGAAAGAGAAGAUCUCAAGGAAUGGGACAUAUUCAUGGCAUCUUUCUGAUUCUGAAUCCGAAGUAAAUCCGAUUUAUGCUAUUUAA